AUGCUACGCAACGGUUCGCUCUUCGCUCGAAUUGACAAUGAAUAUCAGGUUCUUCCUUCCCUUUUGUUGUGGAAUCCUGCCACUAGAGAAGCCAGACCGGUUCCCCGCCCUAUUAAGAAUCGUAGCCGCUAUUAUUACGUAGGAUUUGGGUUCAGUCCUAUUGUUAAUGAUUACAAGAUAGUGAUGUUGUACUAUAAUUACAAGGUCGAGGUGUAUCCAUUAAGCACAGGGUCAUGGAAGGAAAUAAAUGUUGUUAACAUGGAGGGUGUAUUGCUUGAUUUUCCAACUAUCACCGUAAAUGGUGCUAUUUUUACAUUGGCACAACCAUCACCUGCUUUAUUUGGCUUUGAUUCACGUCGUAGCCUCACUGUGUAUGAGAACAAACUUGCUCUGUUUUCUUGUGCAAAGAGUGAGAACAAUGAAUCUUUUGUGAUUGAUUUGUGGGUGAUGGAAGAAGGUAUAGGUGAAUCCGGGAAGAGAAAGGGUUGGAGUAAGAUAUAUUCUGUCAGCACCAUUUUAAAUUUGGUUCCAUACGGUGUUUGGUUUGAUGAAAUAAUCUGCAAAGAUGAUCAUCCGCCUGUUAAAUGUUUUGAAUUUCCUAUAUGUCGGUUGAAUCUUAAUGCUCAUGAAUUGGAGACAUUUGCUACCUUCAGACGUGGAUAUCAGGUUUCAAUUGUUUGCAAUCAUGUAGAAAGUCUCGUACCUCUUGGCAGCAUCCACAUUGCAGAGGCUUGA
Messenger RNA from Prosopis cineraria, 735 nucleotides. RefSeq lists its product as uncharacterized. The coding region runs from base 1 to 735 and encodes 244 amino acids. The transcript is spliced from 2 exons. The record is from RefSeq and is a predicted model, not a curated record. Lineage: Eukaryota; Viridiplantae; Streptophyta; Magnoliopsida; Fabales; Fabaceae.